Fomitopsis serialis is the source of this 1005-nucleotide messenger RNA. RefSeq lists its product as uncharacterized. The transcript has 6 exons. Lineage: Eukaryota; Fungi; Basidiomycota; Agaricomycetes; Polyporales; Fomitopsidaceae. The coding region runs from base 210 to 824 and encodes 204 amino acids. The record is from RefSeq and is a predicted model, not a curated record.
UGCCUGACGUUCUUCCUUUCUUCCAGAACCAGAGCUAUACCUCGCAGUAGUGCCGUAAUAACUGUGCACUGUCUUGUGAGGGUCACGCGAUAUGCGGGCGUCUCUGAUCGAUCUCCUCUUGCCAAGGGCCGCUAGCCUCCGCCAGUACUUAGCUGGCUAGCACUCCCCAGCAUACAUAUAUACGAUCUACAAGUAUACGCUACAACACCAUGGCCGCAGAGUCCACUUGUUUCUAUUGUCGCAAGUUGACGUCGACGAAGAAAUUACGGCGCUGCGGGCGCUGCCUCGGCGCGCUGUACUGCAACCCCGAUUGCCAAAAGAAGGACAGGCCGAACCAUAGGGACCUUUGUGGUGAAUCAGAUGGGUGGCCUGACAAGUACCGCGGGUGUAAAGACGGCUCCUUACACGAAGGCAAACUGGAGCUCAUGACCUGGGAGUACACAGACGAAGAUGGGAUUCAGAUGGGCUGGGGCAACGUCGUCAUCGAGGAAGUCGAGGACAUCAAACGCAAGUUCAAGGUCGACUACAAAGGCAAGAAGAGGCUCUUUUUCAAGUAUUGGCCCCAGGGCUUCCGCUGGACGUGUUGCGGCACAGAUGAGCUUAUGAACGAGGGAUGCGAUCACCACGGAAGUGGGAGCAAGCCGUGCACUUGCGACUUCUGCCAUAUGGGCAGGCCGGUGCCUGCUUCGGACAGCAUUCACCGCGGGCAGACGGGCCCAAGCAUGGGGCUUCGCCUCAGACGCGGCCCUGAUCCUCGCUCCUUCAACCCGACGCUUGCAGCUUUGGCUCUGAAAGGCCGUGCGACGCUCGGACUCGAGUUGUGAAGAGGCUGCGAGUCUCAUUUCUUGCGGUUACAAUUUCUUCGGUAUAUCUCUCAAUGCAAACCAUGAACUAGUCACGACGUCCCAAUAGUCUGUUCGUGCUCGGCAACAUCAUGUAUUAGUAGUGUUUGUCCUCAUGAUGACCUGAAAGAAGUUUAGCGCAUUCCGAAAUACACUGCCUGAG